Drosophila rhopaloa is the source of this 944-nucleotide messenger RNA. RefSeq lists its product as uncharacterized. The record is from RefSeq and is a predicted model, not a curated record. The coding region runs from base 79 to 813 and encodes 244 amino acids. The transcript has a single exon. Lineage: Eukaryota; Metazoa; Arthropoda; Insecta; Diptera; Drosophilidae.
AUUCGUCAACGAAGCAACCAAAAAACUAAAAACCAAAAACCACUAAGGAUUAUUCGCCAGGGGAUUAUACCACCAACCAUGUUCGUCCAACAAGUGCUAGUGAGCUGCCUGAUCCUGGUGGCGUCGACCCAGGCCCGUCCCCAGUACGGCUACGAGCAGCCCAGCUCGGACAUCUUCAUCGGAGGCGGCUCCUCGCCGGGCGGCCUCAUCGGCGGCUCCACCGGUGGCCUGGUCAGCAUCCAGCCGCAUCGCGGCGGUGACAAGUACCUGCCCCCGGCCAGCACCACCCAGGCGCCCAUCAUCAAUAAGAAAUUCUAUCUGGUUUCCGCACCCGAGGAUCACAGCAACGAUGGCAAGGUGAAGCAUCUGGUGCUGGGACGUCCGCAGAAGAACUACCGGGUGGUGUUCAUCAAGGCCCCGGCCGGCGAUAAUGCCAAUGUGAAGUACUCGGCCGAGUUUGCGCCGCAGGAGGAGAAGACCGUCAUCUAUGUGCUGAGCAAGAAGGAUAACGAUGUGGAUGCCAGUGACAUUGCCACGCCGGCGCCCACGCAGCCCAGCAAGCCGGAGGUGUUCUUCAUCAAGUACAAGACCGAUGACGAGGCCAAGCAGGCGCAGCAGGAGAUCCAGGGUCAGUACGACAAGCUGGGCGGCACCAACGAGUACCAGGAGGACAACAAUGCCCCCAUCACCUCGGUGAUCGGAAGCCUGGAUGGCCUGAAUGCCGAUGGCAGCUACAACUACCGCCAGAUCGCCAACCGCCCGCCGGCAGUGGCGCCCAGUGCCCAGUAUCUGCCCAGUUUGCUGAAGCACUAGAGGAUUAGCACUAGCUGCAUCCCUAUAUCACCCCAAAAUCAGAAACAAAAACCCCCUCCCCUCAUUCUCGAACCCUGUUGUGUUGCAUAUUUUUAAGAAGUCACUCUAUAUUUUUUUGUAUUUUUUUUUUG